Brachypodium distachyon (stiff brome) is the source of this 1461-nucleotide messenger RNA. RefSeq names its product acetylajmalan esterase. NCBI's taxonomy places the organism in Eukaryota, Viridiplantae, Streptophyta, Magnoliopsida, Poales, Poaceae. Bases 88 to 1230 code for a protein of 380 amino acids. The record is from RefSeq and is a predicted model, not a curated record. Gene Ontology annotation, molecular function: hydrolase activity, acting on ester bonds. The transcript is spliced from 5 exons.
ACCGGAAAUCCUCACCAAUGACUCCACGUACACAGCCUAGCUAGCUCGACCGUUUAAUUCCGAGUCAUUUUCUACUGUUAAUUCUGCAUGGCUUCCUCUGCAGCCUCCUCUUCCUCCUCUGUUUUCGCGCUCCUCGGCGCUGUUUUUGCUUUACACUUGUGCUGCUGCCACGGCCGGCAAGGCGUGGCUGCGAUAUACAGCUUGGGCGACUCCAUCACGGACACGGGGAACCUGGUGAAGGAGGCGCCCCCCGGCGCGUUCGAGACCAUCAAGCACCUCCCCUACGGCGUCACACUCGGCUACCCCACCGGCCGGUGCUCCGACGGCCUCCUCAUGAUCGACUUCCUAGCUCAGGACAUGGGUCUCCCGUUCCUGAACCCAUACCUGGGGAAGAACAAGAGCUUCGACCACGGCGUGAACUUCGCCGUGGCAGGAGCCACCGCCAUGGACCCCGCCGGCCUGUUCGGGCCGCGCAGCUUCUCCAUGCCUUUCACCGUCAGCUCACUCAAGCUGCAGCUUCGAUGGUUCAAGGACUUCUUGAAGUCCAGCUUCGCCACUGAUGAAGAUAUACGCAAAAGGCUCCAAUCUUCUAUUGUCUUGGUCGGGGAGAUCGGAGGAAACGACUACAACUACGCGUUCUUCACCAACAAGAACGUCAGCGAUGUUGAGAAGCUAAUCCCAGCUGUCGUUCAGACAAUCAUAGACGCAGCUAAGGAAGUGCUUGACAUGGGCGCAAGCAGAGUCAUCAUCCCGGGCAACUUCCCCAUCGGCUGCAUUCCUGGUUACCUGACGACAAUGGGGUCCUCGGAGCCGUCGGACUAUGACUCCACGGGGUGCCUCAGGGAGAUGAACCUCUUCGCCGCCAAGCACAACUCCAAGCUCCAGCAAGCCAUUGCCGGUCUCCGAUCAUCAUACCCCAACGCGUCGAUCGCCUACGCCGACUACUACAACUCUUUCUUCAGCAUCCUCAAAAGCGCAUCAUCGCUCGGUUUCGACGCGAACAGCACACGCAUGGCGUGCUGCGGAGCCGGAGGCAAGUACAACUACGACGAGAGGAAGAUGUGUGGCAUGGAGGGGACAACGGCGUGCGCAGAGCCGUCGGCGUACCUGAGCUGGGACGGCAUACACAUGACGCAGGCGGCGUACAAGGCCAUGUCCAGGCUCAUCUACCACGGGAGGUACCUGCAGCCGCAGAUACUGAACUUCCCUGAGAAAAAGGGGAAGAAAUAAACUGAGGGACACUCAAAGAUGGAAGCCUUCCGUGAUAUUUGCAGCCUCAGAGGGGUUCUUCCAUUUGCUACGACCAGUAUAUGUUACUCUUCGCUAUGUGCUCUAUAUAUGUAUCCAGAUUAAAGUAGGAGCAAAAGCAAAACGAUACCGUUUUAGCUGAGCUCAGGGAAGAUACUACAAAUGAUAAAUUAAAUGGCAACAGAAAAAAAAUACAGUAAGAAUUUGAGUUUA